Glossina fuscipes is the source of this 980-nucleotide messenger RNA. RefSeq lists its product as uncharacterized. The coding region runs from base 87 to 569 and encodes 160 amino acids. The record is from RefSeq and is a predicted model, not a curated record. The transcript has 2 exons. NCBI's taxonomy places the organism in Eukaryota, Metazoa, Arthropoda, Insecta, Diptera, Glossinidae.
UCAAAGCCACCAAUAGACGAAGAACGAUAAUUACCAGUUCGCGGCAGAUAUCGAUUUAAAACUUAGUAGAAACGUGUUCAAGGAUCAUGCGAGAUCCCAACGGGAAUAUGAAUGUAAUGCGCCUGCAAACUUGCAAACCUCGGCAUAGACCAAAUAUAUUGGCAAAUAACGGGGAACUUCAAUCGCGUCUAGGGAAACCACACCAGCAUAUUGAAAUUAAGCAAUCAGCGCGUCACGUAAAUCAAAUUAGAGCUAUUGCCCAAAAUAUCGAUGCACAUGAUUCGCUAUAUCAUAUACUUUUUGAAUGCGAAAGCGCUGAACAAGAGAGAAACGUGGCUAGAGCAGAGGCGACUGACGAUCACGGAUCUACUGCACCUGAGUGCUGUCGUUCAACAUGGACCAGUAAACAAACUGAAAGAUUAUGUUAUUCUACCUUUAAGGAAAUAGUACUUAUAUAUAUAUCCCAUAAAAUAGGCGGGGUGAGCUAUUACAUGUGGCAAAGCUUGACACUGAAUGAAUUGUUGGCGACCCUAGUAUAUUGUCAAAGAAGUAAUGUGUUCAAUUCAUAAAAUGUCUUCAAUUAAAACGUCAGCAAAGCAAAUUAUUCAUACGGCCUUAGCAAUAAUAAAAAACUCAACUACAGUCAAACGAAAAUUGUAUUAAAAAUUCAACGAUACUUGAAAUUGUUGGAAUACGUUUGCGACAAGAAUGCUACAAAUUUUAAAAAUGAAGGACAAAAGCAAAAAAAGAGAUAUGCAAGAAAGCUUAAUAUACUGCAGAGUGGAUUAAGAGAUGCCAGUGCACAGCGUCUCAUCAAAAUACAUGAACACAAGAAUUGAUGGGGACACAUCCGAGGAAUAGACGAAAAUAGAUGGGCUUAAAUCGAUUUGGCAAAUAAUUGUGAAGCGAUUGGUAAAAUUAACGAGAAUUCGGUCUCAAGUCACCCUAGGCAUUGCAUACAUCUGUACACAUUUGAUAUA